CUGGAGGAAUUCCUGGCGUCCAACGGUGUUCAGUAUGAGCACCACGAUCUGUUGACCGAUGAACCGGCGAGGGAAGACCUCAAGUCACGAGGCAUCCUGUCCGCCCCGGUGACCAUCAUUGAUGGCGACGAGGUCAUCAUCGGUUACUACCCGAAGAAGCUGAUCCCCGCCCUGGGGCUGGCCGAGGCGCCCAUCGACCUGUCCGGCCGCACCGCGUGGCUCGCCGACAAGUACCAGCGGAUCCUCGGAGCGACCGCCCGUGCCACCUGUGAGCUGAGCGACGAGCAGCUCUCCCGGUCCGUGCAAUGGCGGCCGGAGAUGUUGCGGGAUACGCUGGUGCACAUCGUGUCCUUCCCCGAGCUGGCCUACACCAGCAGCACCCGGGGUUCCAUGAGCACCGAUGAUAUGCGGGCGUGCCGGGAGAGCCUGGUCGAUCUGAAUAAGCCGGACGACAUCGCCGCGUACGCCGUCAAGGUUGCCGACGACAUCGCCGAUUUCCUCGCCAGCGGCGACACUGAAGGCUUCGACCGGGUUGUCCCGGCCCACUACGGCGGCGAGGUCACCGUCCUCGAGUUGCUCAACAUAAUCUUGAGCCACAGCACCCAUCACCUGAAGCAGGUUUACUGGUUCAUGGAUGACCAGCUGGGCCAGCCUGCCAAGGCUCCCGCGUCCGCUGAGGACAUGGAUGGCAUCUUCACACCGGCCCAGUUGAUCUAG
Geodia barretti is the source of this 717-nucleotide messenger RNA. The record is from the annotation of a GenBank genome assembly. NCBI's taxonomy places the organism in Eukaryota, Metazoa, Porifera, Demospongiae, Tetractinellida, Geodiidae.